Fonticula alba is the source of this 2237-nucleotide messenger RNA. RefSeq lists its product as hypothetical. Gene Ontology annotation, cellular component: mitochondrial fatty acid beta-oxidation multienzyme complex. The record is from RefSeq and is a predicted model, not a curated record. The transcript has 6 exons. Gene Ontology annotation, biological process: fatty acid beta-oxidation. Lineage: Eukaryota; Rotosphaerida; Fonticulaceae. Bases 1 to 1878 code for a protein of 625 amino acids. Gene Ontology annotation, molecular function: enoyl-CoA hydratase activity; long-chain (3S)-3-hydroxyacyl-CoA dehydrogenase (NAD+) activity; NAD+ binding.
AUGAGCGUAGGCAAGUAUGUCACGGUCGAGCAUCGCCCCGACAACAUCGCCAUCAUCCGCCUGGACACCCCGGACUCCAAGGUCAACACCCUUUCCGGGCCGCUGAUGGCCGAGUUCGAAAAGGUCCUCGAUCACCUGGCCGCGCACCCGUCGGUUCGCGGCGCCGUCCUCACCUCGGCCAAGCAGGGGAACUUCAUCGCCGGCGCCGACAUCACCAUGCUCUCGGCCUGCCAGACCAGCGAGGAGCUCAGCAAGCUCGCCGCCGGGGGCCAGCAGAUCAUGGACCGCAUCGCCAACAACAAGAUCCCCAUUGUGGCCGCAAUCAACGGCACCUGCCUCGGUGGUGGGCUCGAGGUGGCCCUGGCCUGCCAUAGCCGUGUGGUCACCUCCGACCCGAAGACCACUCUCGGCCUGCCGGAGGUCAUGCUCGGCCUUCUUCCCGGGUCGGCUGGCACCUGGCGCCUUCCGCGCCAGAUUGGCCUGUCCAAUGCGCUGCCCCUGCUGCUGACCGGGCAGUCGGUCCGCCCGGACCGCGCUCGCCGGCUGAAGCUCGUCGACUCGGUGGCCGACCCAUUUGCCCUGGAGUCGGCGGCCAUCAAGAUGGCCACCAGCCUGGCCGACCAGGCCAAGACCACCGGCAAGAUCCCCGGAGCCGACCCCCACAAUGCCUCGACCCUGGACAAGGUGGUCGAGCGGGUUCCCUUCGCGCGCAAGUUCUUCUUCCAGACCGCCAAGAAGCAGACCUACAAGAAGACCCACGGCAACUACCCGGCGCAUGAUGCCAUCCUGGCCCAGGUGGAGGAGGCGUGCACCGCUUCCAAGGCCGUGGCCCUGGCGUCGGAGGCCCGGCGCUUUGGUGACCUCGGCAUGACCCCCGAGAGCCGGGCCCUGGUGUCGCUCUUCUUCGGCCAGACGGCCCUGAAGAAGAAUCGCUUUGGCAAGCCCAGCCGCGAGUACAAGAAGAUCGGCGUCCUGGGUGCCGGUCUCAUGGGCGCCGGUAUUGCCCAGGUUUCCCUCGAGCGCGGCUUCGAUGUGGUCCUGAAGGACCGCGAUCUCGCCGGGCUUGCACGCGGCAUGCAGCAGAUUCGCGGCAACCUCGACACCAAGGUCAAGCGCCGGCAGAUGAACAAGGUCGAGUCGGACGCCGUGAUGUCCCGGCUGGCCGGUGUGACGGAUGUGGAUGCGGCUCGGGCCGACCGGCAGCUGGCCAGCGCGGACAUGGUCAUCGAGGCGGUCUUCGAGGACCUGUCUCUCAAGCACCGUGUGCUGGGGCAUCUGGAGCAGCUGGUCCAGCCGCACACCGUGAUCGCUUCCAACACCUCGGCCCUGCCCAUCCGGGACAUUUGCGCCGGGCUCCAGCGCCCGGAGAAUGUGGUCGGCAUGCAUUACUUCUCGCCGGUGGACAAGAUGCAGCUCCUGGAGGUGAUCACCACCGACAAGACCUCGGCCGAGGCCAAGUCCGCCGCGGUGGAGGUCGGCAUCAAGCAGGGCAAGCUGGUGAUCGUCGUGCGUGACGGCCCGGGCUUCUACACCACGCGCAUUCUGUCCCCCAUGAUGAAUGAGGCUGGCCUGCUGCUGCAGCAGGGCGUCCCGGUGGCCGACAUCGACCGCGCCAUGCAGAAGUACGGCUUCCCGGUUGGGCCGAUCAAGCUCUUCGACGAGGUGGGCAUCGAUGUGGGCAACCGCAUCCAGCCGACCCUGGAGAAGGCCUUCGGCGCGCGCAUGUCCGGCGCCAGCACGCAGAUGCUGCUGGACCUGCAGGCGGCCGGCUUCCUGGGCCGCAAGUCCGGUCGUGGCUUCUUCGACUAUGCCAAAGGGCAAGAACGGCAAGGAGACCCACCCCGAGGCCAUGGCCAUUGUUGCCAAGUACAAGGUUGAUCCCGCCGCUGACUCCUCGCCCGAGGACUACCCCCUGCGCAUGACCUACCGUCUGGUGAAUGAGGCCCUCUUCUGCCUGGAGGAUGGGACCCUCUCCGAUCCGCUUGAUGGUGACAUGGGUGCCGUGUUCGGCCUUGGCUUCCCGCCCUUCCGUGGCGGUCCCUUCCGCAUGAUCGACACCAUCGGUGCUCAGAACUUCGUCGACACCAUGAACCGCUUCGCCAAGCAGUAUGGCCCGCGUUUCACCCCCUGCCCGCUGGUUGUCCAGUACGCCAAGGAGGGCAAGAAGUUCUACCCCACCGAGAAGAAGUAAAAUGGGACACACGGGCAGAAGCCGAGCAGGGAGGCGGGGGGGGGGG